GAAACCCGUCAGGAAGAACACACACACACACAUACACACACACACAAAAACAGAGAGGAAGACGGCGUGAAUUGAAAACAAUUGACAUUAAGUUUUCCGAAAGACGGAUAAAAUCGGAAUUACAGCCUUUUUUGUACUAGUAAAUGGGUAACUUAAAGAUAACAGUCAAGAGAGAAGGACAACUCAGCCCCACUUAAAUGUGCUGCUAAACCUCUGUAUUAAAAAACAAUUACUUUUUUAUGUUUAAAAUCAAAUAUCCUCCAAAGAUUGACGAAAAGAUAGGGCGACUGAGACCAAGGAGGUGGCAGAAAAGUUUCCGUCAAGGAACUGAAGAUCUGUGCUCUGCAAUGCCUCAGCCCAGCAUUAGCGGAAUGGAUCCUCCCUUUGGGGAUGCCUAUCAAAACUGCUCUUUUACUGACCAGGCACUGACCAGCACAGACCUGUUGGCUAACAGUUCUGACCCUGAUUUCAUGUAUGAACUGGAGCUUCAAAGAAGACGGAGAAAGCCAGAGUCUUGUGCCCUGCGUUUAUCAGUAUCCUUAUGUUCGUUGGGUGAAAAAGAAAACUCAAUAAACAAAGAUCGGGACAUGACUUGUCGCCAGAGCCCUAGAGGAGAUAUUUUCACAGUCGGAGACUGCAAAGACUUAGACAGCAUGGAUCAUCUACCUGAGCUAGCAGACAACGACCCUGCUUAUAGCUCAAACUUUGAGCAGUGGGACACAUACUGGGAGGACUUGACGAAAUACACUCGCCUCACCAGUUGUGAUAUCUGGGGCACAAAGGAAGUUGAUUUCUUGGGCCUUGAUGACUUUUCUAGCCCUUACCAGGAUGAGGAGGUGAUAAGCCGGACGCCGACCCUGGCCCAGCUCAACAGUGAGGACUCGCAGCCAGUUUGUGACACUCUUUACCAUCCGGAUUUGCUGGUGGGUCAAAAGCAGCUUUUGUUUCCACCUCCCACCAUGGCCAAAAAGACCAACAAACUCAGCAGCUCUGCAAACAGCGCCUCAUCUAGUCGCAACCUUCUGCCAGACUUUCCUGAGGGAUCCCAGAAAGCUACCUGGCCUGUUGCCUCCAGCACUGACACAAUGGCCAAGGCCCAGCUUCAAGGCCCUAGCAAAGCCUCUCCCGCACUUCUGGACAACAUGGAUUAUGUGCGCAAAGCCAGGGUACGCAUCAGCUUACCACGAAAGCCUAUAGUAGAGAGCUCCACCCAGAUUAGCAUUUCUGCCUCUCCCCUUAUCCAGGAGCAUGAGUCAUCAGCUUCGCAGAUCAGCGAGGAUCCAGCCGUCGUUGUUGCAAACACGGCAUCCUCCAUUAGCUGCGAAAAGAGAGUGGAGACACCUAAACGUGAGGUACCGACUUGUCCUGGUGCAGAAAUAGGGACCCUGAAGACCGUGCCACACACACUGCACUUCCCUGCAACUGCCGAAAGUGAAACCUUGCUCACCGUGAAUGCCCUUGGAUCCGACGCGUCUGCCGCUGACAAAAAGGAGGAAGAGCACAACUACUCUUUAUUUUUAACCAGGGCCAGGCUGGCAGGGGAGGCGACUGCUGACAUGGAAGAGGAGGAAGAAGAGGAGGAAGAAGGCGAAGAAGAGGAAGAAGAGGAGGAGGGAUUGGAUCUAGAUGAUGAAGACCAUGAUGAAGGGUUUGGCAGUGAACAUGAGCUCUCGGAGAAUGAAGAGGAAGAUGAGGAGGAGGAGGACGACGAUGAGGACUAUGAGGGUGACAAAGACGACUACGUUAGUGAUGCAUUCUCAGAGCCAGGAUGUGACAUUGACAUGGCUGAUGAUGUCAAAGGCCUGACGGCUGGAAUUUCCAGAAAGAGGGGAAAGCGUCGAUACUUCUGGGAGUACAGCGAGCAGCUCAUCCCAUCUAAACAGGAGCGCAUGCUGAAACCAUCCGAAUGGGACAGAGACACGCUUCCCAGCAACAUGUACCAAAAGAAUGGCUUGCACCAUGGAAAAUACACACUGAAGAAGUCGCGGCGGACGGAUGUGGAAGAUCUUACUCCAAAUCCUCGAAAGCUUCUUCAGAUUGGCAAUGAACUCCGGAAACUCAAUAAAGUCAUUAGUGACCUGACGCCGGUUAGUGAGUUACCCCUAACCGCUCGGCCUCGCUCUCGUAAGGAGAAAAACAAACUUGCAUCCAGGGCCUGCAGGCUGAAAAAAAAAGCGCAGUAUGAAGCCAACAAAGUCAAGUUAUGGGGCCUUGGAACUGAAUAUGAUCGUUUGCUGUUUGUGAUCAAUGCAAUCAAAGAAGAGAUUGUCAGCAGAGUACAGGAUAUCUCACAUGACAAAGGAAAAAGCAUGACAGAGAAGCUGGAUAAACUCAUUGAGGAUACCAUAGUGCAGCCACCAGUGGCCGGCCAGACUUCAGACUUUGUGAAUCAGAUCCUGGAGAACACUGGGAAAGGAGAUCCCACCGGAGGGCUGGUGGGGUUGCGUGUGCCCACGUCGAAGGUGUAGAGUCAUGCCGACUGGCGAAGCCAUCCACGCCAUUCUUGUCCCACACUGUAACGGCCCGACACUCUGCAUGCCCAUUUCACUUGGAGACGCAUCCUCACAUUUAAAGUGAAUACAUGCAUACGAUACCGCUUGUCCGUGCAUACGUAUGUGUAUAUUCACCUUGUGCGCACCAAUGGAAAUGCAACUAGUAGUUAACCUUUGCACUCAGUAGUCCAUUUCCUACCAUGUGUGCAUGUGGCUGGUGGUAUUGUUUAACAGGCCGCCAUUUUGCAAAUAUUAAAAGCCAAUAUACGAGAUACCUCCAACAAAUGAGAAAAAGAGAGAGAACAUAGCUAAACAAUGAGCACCAGUUCUUGCUGUAGCAAUUUUUUCUCUUGCGUCCAGCUAAAUCUGUCAGAUGCCCAUUGAGAGUUUUGGGAAGCAGAGGCACACUCUGCAGAGAAACUACGAAGGCAUUAGUUCCUUUGAUUUGGCAGUCAAAAAGGUGUAAAUGCAGACUUUGCAAGUUUUUGAACAUGGCGUGUACGAUUUGACCCUUGUUAGGCCUACUUUAUACACUUAUUAAGUGUCCGGGGGAAUUCCUGUUUGAAGCAAUUGUUGUGAUGAUCAAUUGAGAUGCAACAACUACAACAAGGCAAACGCGAAGGAAUACAAAUACUGAUAUUUAACACAAAGUUACUGAUGUUUGGUGUAUAUAUGUAGAACAGGGAUGUUUCAAGAGAGUAGCAUGUGAGGAAGCGGGCCUCAGAUGCCCUUUCCCACAGAUCUGCGAUCGUCUCAGGUUGGUAAGAGAGAAAGAGAGUGUGUGAGUUUUUUUUUCCUUCUUCUUUCUUUGACUUGAGCAUAUGGUCAGUUAAAUCCCUUAUUGUAAAUAUGCAGAUUGAUUGAUUAUUAUCCACUGGUGAAAUCUUUUCCUUUCUACGCCUUUGAUGUUGUUUUGCAAAUUCUCAGCGAAAGAGGCUUAAAAAGCUGAAUCCCAGAUUGGGUUUUGUUUAUAUUUGUACUUUAUACAAGUAAGAUUCAUUGUGCCUUGUAAUCGUGGAGUUGAGGAAAAAUAAAACUCGAUAGAGAGCGCAAAUGGACCAUUUUGCAGAAAUACUCUGAAUGUACAUAGGAACGUGGAGAAUAUAGAUAUAUGCCACAGAGUCUGUGCUUUGUAUCAUAAGAUGGCUCUGGCCAAUUUUUUGGGGUACUUCGGGGGGUGGGCCGUGUCGUAAUAUAAGAAAUAUUCACAUAUUAAAAAAAAAAAAUAUAUGAUAUUUGCACACUAUAUUUUGAUUGUUUUGUUUUUUGUACCAAAGACACAUGCAACUUAAAAAUGGCAACUAGCCAGUCUAAGUAAGGUUUUGCACAGCUUAGCUAACACCGUUUUGAAUGUAGGAAAAAUGGUAGGGUCAGGGAUUUCUAAUGAACUGUGAAAUUUGCUUGGGUCCAAAUCUUUGCAGAAAGAAGCGUUCAUUUGCAUCCUCGUAAAAUUUUGUACUGUUCCUUUUGUUCUCAUAAAUAUCUCUACCACCAUUUGGUUUCCCCCGACGGAAGUUUUGUCGCGUAUUUAAAAGAAGAGCUAUAAAUUUCUAAAAUCUAUUUUGCCCAUAGAAGAUAUUGUCACGAAACCAAAAGGUUUACUAUUCUUUCUAUAGUUGUAGAGGAGAGUGCAUAUACAAAAAUGAUACAUGUCAUUGUCUUGUUUAGAGUUUGAAUACGCAUUAAUCUGUGCAUACAUUAAAGAUGCUACCUUCUGAAAUACGAUGUUACUCAUUAAUGUUAAUGAAACAUUUCUAUGCUUGUCUUCUUACUAUUGUUGAAAGAAAAAAUUAAUUGCGUAUAUAUUUUUGUAGAGAUUGCCUUUAUAUUUCCUUUCUGUGCUAUCCACAGAUCUCUCUUUUGAAAGCACUUAUCUUGCUAAAGGACAUCAGAUGAUCCUUUGCAAAUCGUUUAACGAUAGAUUGUUGGUCAAUAUCUUAAUUUAAAAUUGCAUUUAACACAAUCUUAUGUAUACCUUAUCUAUACUUAAUUGACUGUAACAAUCUCACAAUAAAAGCCCAGGUAAUUUUUAACCCCAGUAUCAAAAGAAGAAAAAAAUCAUAAAUUAUAUUUUGCAUAAAGUGAAGCCUAUAAAAAAAUGCACUUUACACUCAAAUUCUCAAUACCAUAGUUCAAACAAUUCAAAACCGCAUUACCGUGAUGUAUACUUACAAUUGUACUUUACGAUUACGUUAAGUAAAAUGAGAAUUACUUCAAUGAGAAUUGAAGAGGAAAGGUGCUUAACUGUGAUGAAAAUAAUGUCAUAAAAACUUAAAUAGUCCGGCUCCAUUUUCAUUAUGAAAAAGAAAAGUUCUUAUUUGAGUUGUGACCUGUGUUUUCGUGAGAUUUCCUUGCCACCAAAAUCUCAAGCUGCUGCGAGUUUGUUCGUUCUGUAAAAUCUCUUCCAAGUGGAAUUGUUAAUAGUUUGCUAAAGGCCUUUUAAAAGUGACUUUGUUCUUGAUGCUUGAUCAAAGAAGGGAGAAUAUUUUUUCCUUUAAAAUCUAAACUAAGAGUUUUGUAAAGCUAUGUUUCUUUGCUUUUAGUAGCAUAGUAAAGAUUCUAUAUACCGUCCAUUGUUGAAUUUUUUUUUCUACUUUUUGUUUGUACAUAGACACGAACUCAAAUUUAUUCUAAAUGUGGAAAAUAUAUACAGUAUAUAUCUAUAAAUGUAUAUUACAUGUAAGAAUGCAAAAGCACUUUGUCUAGACACAAAAAAAACAAACAAAAAAAAGCUUUCCCCCUCCCAUUUGCUGCUAAACCGACCUCGUUUGAAUGCUGCGGUGUGUACUUGACUUUUGCCAUCUUGACCAGGGCAGUGUGACAGAGAGGUCUUGAAUGGAGACAGACGUUCGUAUGUUUCUCAUUGAGUAGUGAGAUCUUCAUUUGCCUUCGGUAGACAUUUCCUAUGGAAAAUACAAAUUCUAUUUUGGAUUUUUCUUCAGGUCGUUGUACAGUGUUGACAUUCUCUCUGGCCAGAGACAGGUAUUGUUGUCGUGGAUUUUUUUAAAGUAAUUUUUUACUUGCUGGGGGAAAUCUGAGUUAUAUGAAAAAGUAGCUCAGCAGAAAAAAAUAAAUAAAUAUAUAUAUAUAUAUAUAUAUAUAUAUAUAUAUAUAUAUAUAGAAAUAGAAAUAUCGCUGUACUGUAAGGCAGUUCCAUUUGCCGUGGGGAAUCAAUUGGAUUAAGUUUUUUUUUUUUUUUGUCUUUAAGAACCCAUCCAUUCUUUAAAGACAGCAAAGCCAUUUGUUAUGGCGACAAAGACCGGCCUUUUUUGUGCCAUCUACAGCUCAAAGCUUUGCAGAGUGGCAAAGCUGUAAAAUAAGCUUGAUGGCAAGUGACAAUGAGCAUAUGGAGAAUGAAAUGCAUGUUGUCCUUCUGUCGACAACCUGUUGUUUUGCGAGCGUUUGGUAGUUAUCAUAGUGUGCUGUCGCAAGCUCUCGCAUUCAACAUGAGGUUGUGAGCUGUGCAGUUUAGUGUUUUAACCUGGGGACUCUGUGGCAUUCAAACAGUUAAGGAAAAGAAAAAGCCAGUAUUUGAUCUUUCUUCCUUUUCUUUUUGCUUAUUCUGUUUUUAUAUAAAGAAAGAUAUUUAAAGCACACAUAGACAUAGUCACAUGCACACAUUUGUAUAAGUGUGUUUGUUUUGCUUCAUAGUGUGAUUCGAUAUUAACAUUCACAAUGGGCUGUCACAUAAGAAUUCAUUAUAAUUAUUUUAUAAUUAUUUCUGCCUCCAAAAACAAUGAUAUAUGCAUCGAAAACAAAAAAAUACCAGUUCACAAAAAGUAAAUAUAAUUCAUUGUUUAUGCCGCAUUUAAUACAGUAUAUUUUGCAGUUAUUUAGAUCAUUUUACUUUUUCAAAGGGAAAUAUUGUAGCCUUCUGUUUUUGAAUAAUUUGCGUGCUUUUUUUUUUGUUUGCUUGGGUUUUUUUAUUUUUUUUUAUCACCCAUAACGUGAGAUGCUGAAAAUAACCUGAAAAAAAGAUUAGGCUAGCUAUUACAUCGAUUCUUUGAUUGAUUGAUUGUUUUUAUUGUCUGCAUUUUGUUGAUGAUUCAAUAAUUUUGGACCGAAGCUGCUAAAUCAUGUUGUAAGUAGUAUAGAGUAUCAUUCCCUGUUACAUUCAAGCUAUGAGCAAUGACUUUUAUACUGUAAACGAUUAUUUAUCGAGAGAUGGAUCUUAUGCCACUAUAUUUAUACCGCGGGUUCAUCAAACACAUUUCGAUCUCAAUGGAUACUUUGAAUCCUUCUAAAAUGGCUACAGUAUAUACUCAAGAGCAUUCAAACUAGCAUUUACACCUUUCCUUUGUAAUGGUUUGUGUAGAUAUGUGUUUGUUAUAUAAAAGAAAGAUUACUCUUAUUGGUGCACUAUGCAGGUUUCACUCUGUAGAAAGACAGGAUGAUGCUUAAGAUUACAUUACUUGUAUUUUUUUAAUAAUUGAAUCUGGAAUUGUAAAAGUGGUUAUCGAUGGUAAACAACAAGGUGAAUAAGCUGACAAAGCAUUUGAUAAGCAUUUCACGGAAGGCGGCCUGUCUUAUUGUUGCUAAAUAAACAUGCUCUUUCCAAUGUAUUUAACCUGUUGAAUGUUUUUUUUUUUUUUGUAUGUUCAAUUUCCUUUUAUGCUGUUGUUUAAUGGACCUUGAUGAUGAAUAAUUUUACCAUUCUGUGCAUUUUGUUACUCUGUAUCUUGUGGUAAUCGUUUCAACUUGUGUGUUCUUCAAAAGUAGAAAAGACCUUCAAGCUUUUUAGAUGGGUUUAGCUGCAGAAGAUGCAUUCCAACAUAUCAUGCAUACCAGCUGUUUGUUAAUGUUCCAUUUACAAACCUGUAUGCUACACUCGAUCCCUUUAGAUAUGAUAUUUGAAACCAUGGAUAUGUUUGUAUAUACACAUGACUAUCGUGCAUGCUAACCUUGCUAAAUUGAUAUUCAUGGAGCUUUUGCAACAGACGUAAGAAUGGUCUCACUGUCUUAAUUCAAACCAAUGAGCACAAGUGGGGAAAAUACAUUUUGAUACUUCGGUGUAAAUCAUCUCCAUUGCACUCCAGCUCGCAGCUGAAAAGACCCACAUUGCACUUGGUUUUACAGAAUUUCUGAUGUUAUUUUUGAAAUGAUGCCUGCAAAAUCAGGUGCCUUAUUCAGACAUGAAAACCCAAACUUGAUCUAUUGACAUUUUCUACAGAAACGAGAUUUUCCCCUUUAUGCCAAGAAUGAAAUCACAAGUUUCCUCUGAAAUUCUCUCUUAUUCUUUUUUUGUUUUUUUUCUGCUGUGUCGAGCAGUAAGCUUGCUUCAGAUGAGAAACUGUUGCUGCUUUGCCCUCAUACAGUUUUUUCAUUGAAAGAUGAAUGUAGUCUUCCUUCAGUGGAGUUCAAUAUGAUUAAACGUAGACUGUGUCCCAUAUGUUUUGUUUGAGAGACUAUCCAAAGAGUGCUGCAAUCAUAGACUCAUUUUUUUUUUUAAAUGUUUAUAUCACAUAUAAACCAUUUGAGAUUUCUUCUGUUCAUGUUCUUGGUUGGAAUUGUGACUCUGCCUUUGUUUUGACCUUGGUAGAAGCAGGUAAAUCCAUUUGUACAUGAUACAUUGUAACUUUUAUAUAUACGUUGGACAUACGCAGUGGUGGAUUCUGCCGAAGCCGUUAAGAAGGACAAAAAGCUUUGGAAAGACAAUGUCAAACCUUGUCAACAUUGUGUCCUUUCACCAAUGCUUAAGAUUAUUGUGCCUCCCGAUUCUUCUGGUUCUACUGUUCCUCAGAUCGCCGGCUAUGACCUGGAGCAGAGUCACUCACCAACGAACUGAAAUGGCCUUCAGCAGUUGUUCUCCAAUGAACAGAAACAAGUUUUUUCCAUGACACAAAAAGAGGUGCGCAUUGCUCGGCCUAGAUCGUCCUGAGACGGAAUUCGGUCGGCAAGUCUUGGUGGACCAGCAAACCGAUAACGGACGUCCCUGUUCGCCCAGUCGGGAUGCUUUCCUUGCACUCAAUCACUCCCUCAGAGAAAAGUUGAGUCUUCUUUUGGUGGUUUCCGCUGUAUGGUUCCCUUUUACAGCGAUGGGGGUGGGGGAAGAAGCUCUUCGUUUUAUUGGGUUCAAAAAACUUGGACAUUGGGUAGGAGUCCUGUCUCACCACCCAUGGUGCUGAAUUUCAAAAUACGUACUUGAACACUCUCAGAGCUGUGACUUGGCAUGCGCUGUCAGGUCCGUGAACUCUUCUCCUUCCCCGAUCUUAUGCUAGAAACCGUUCCGAAAUAAAGUUGCUCUUACGACAUCUGCUCAAGCCACUGCAACACCUGUGCCAAGACCUGACCCCACACCGGGCACUCAUGUUGGACUUGGACUGAACCAGUGGUUGGGUGGGAAAAGGGCCGUGCUAAUGUAGCGGUGAUAGCUUAUUUUGAUUGUCUGUUUGCUUGUUUGUUUAUUUUAAUUUCUAUUGAGGAAGAUAUGGAGAGCUAGUAGGGUCACUUGGACUGUUGGACCCAGAUCUCUUGCACUGAAGUGCACCGGACUCACUCCAAUCACUAUUCUGAAUCCAACGUUAUCAAAAAGGUAGUGGAGGAACACUCGCACCUGUCCGAUCACAUAUUUUUCUACACUGCAGUGAUUUACAUUCCCUUCUGACCGUUUGCCAAAUUUCCAUCAAGCGACUAAAUUGACCUUCAACAUUGGAAGCGGGUUUGCGAAAAUUUAACCAGGGCCACUGAAACCUUUUUGUUUAGAUUCUUUUUAGUUUCGAAAAUGCAUACAACAUUCAAUUUACAAUGAUUGUCAAUUAUUUGAAAACAAAAAUACACGAUACGUGAAUUUGUGCUUCUAAUGUUGUAUGGUAUUCUACUUGAUAAUUUAGCAUGGGAUUCUUAAGUAGCUAGUACUGUGUGUGUACUCCCCAAGUGUAAAGUAUUUCCUUUUUUUAUUUUUAUUUUGUGGUUCUAGUCACAGUAGGAAGGCUGUAUUUCAUUGCUAAGUGCUCUGUCAUAGAUCUCUUGUUGAUAUUCUUAAGCAAAACUCUGCAGAAGUGUAUCCUACUGAAACUAACAGUUACUUGAUCCUAUUAGCAAUGUCUAUAUUUGUAGUUCACAUAUAUGCCUGUUCAAAUACAAUAUCUUGACAGUUGUUCUAUUUAUGUUUCAGUGUUGUGCUGGGUUUCGACAUACAUAGGACAUUUUCUUUCACUGUUAUUUCUUUCUUUUUUUUUCCUAUGGCACAACUAGUUGGAGAACAGCUUGGUUUAUCGAGCCUUGUUAGUGUACAGAUGUGAAGUAGGCUUAAAAGCAGUUGUGAUUGAUCUUCAAAAUGUGUCUGUUUGUGUUAUUGUGACUCUUAUUAUUUGAUUUCAUUUCUUUCUAGUAUCCUUAAUUAUGUCACUGUAUUGUAUCAGCCAGGAGUUGGUACCACAAUUCUGCUUGUAACCAUGAUAGUCUAAUUCUGUUAUUGAUUUUACUAUCAAAAUAAACAUUAGAAACUGCA
This is a messenger RNA of Carassius gibelio (silver crucian carp), 9942 nucleotides long. RefSeq names its product CREB3 regulatory factor. The coding region runs from base 240 to 2468 and encodes 742 amino acids. The record is from RefSeq and is a predicted model, not a curated record. Gene Ontology annotation, molecular function: DNA-binding transcription factor activity, RNA polymerase II-specific; RNA polymerase II transcription regulatory region sequence-specific DNA binding. Gene Ontology annotation, cellular component: nucleus. The transcript is spliced from 10 exons. Gene Ontology annotation, biological process: response to unfolded protein; regulation of transcription by RNA polymerase II. Lineage: Eukaryota; Metazoa; Chordata; Actinopteri; Cypriniformes; Cyprinidae.